UUUCUCAAUUAAAUUUCAUUUGGUCUUCUUUGUUUUACUCUCUGAAGUCUCAAACUUUUAUUGUUUUUUUUUUUGGUUUGAAUCAAUCUCCUUUUGGAAGAUUCAAUUUCUAGUUCUAAGAAAGAGAAGAGAUGUUAGCUAUAUUCAACAAAGGGUUAGUGAAUCCACCGGAAGAGCUGCACAGUCCGGCUUCACUCAGUUCAUCUAGCAAUUCUAAGCUCCCCGUUGAAAUCCUCAACGAUUUUCUCUCUUCAAAUCCCACCAAUGCUUUCUCAAUUGGGUUUGGAGCUGCAGCUUCCUUGGCUUAUGUUCCGCCCCAGAGACCUUGUACCACUUAUCAAAGGUUGUUUUGUGGAGUUGAUGAAAUAUACUGCAUUUUCUUGGGGAGUCUGAACAAUCUGUGCAGCCUUCUCAGGCAGUAUGGCCUAUCAAAAGGCACCAAUGAAGCAAUGUUUAUCAUUGAGGCAUACCGGACCCUCCGGGACCGUGGCCCAUAUCCGGCACAUCAGGUCCUCAGGGAUAUUGAAGGCAGCUAUGGAUUUGUGGUCUAUGAUGGAAAAGCUGGAAGUGUAUUUGCAGCAUUGGGUGCAGAUGAUGGGGUUAAACUCUUCUGGGGUGUUGCAGCUGAUGGAUCUGUUGUUGUUUCAGACAACUUGAAGGUUAUAAAAGAAAGCUGUGCUAAAUCAUUUGCACCAUUUCCAGCUGGAUGUUUGUUUCACAGCGAGCAAGGAUUAAUGAGUUUUGAGCAUCCAAGGAGCAAAAUGAAGGCAAUGCCAAGAAUUGAUAGCGAGGGGGUGAUGUGUGGUGCCAACUUCAGGGCGGAUGUUCGGUCACGAAUAAGCAACAUGCCACGAGUUGGCAGCGAAGCCAAUUGGGCGCUGGGAGGCUCGAAAGCUUGAAUGACAAGACUGAGAUGAUACGACCCACUAAUUAGUCCUUUGUGUUAUUUUUAAUGAACGUGUUUUUUCUUGGCUUUAUUCUUCCGUCCUUGGUUACAAAUUUUCCAACGUCAAUCGAACUGAUUUCGCGGCUCUAAAAAUGAUGUUGGAUAAAUAAAAUGGAAAUUAGUCCUUCA
This is a messenger RNA of Durio zibethinus, 1075 nucleotides long. RefSeq names its product stem-specific protein TSJT1-like. The record is from RefSeq and is a predicted model, not a curated record. NCBI's taxonomy places the organism in Eukaryota, Viridiplantae, Streptophyta, Magnoliopsida, Malvales, Malvaceae.